GCYUUUUCCCAACCAAUAUGGCGGACAGACUGACUCGUAGCCCUGUGUAGGCGGGACUUCCGGGUUUUUGUUCCUUUGAUGUGUGUUGGGGCCUCUCUCCUCCCAGUGCGCAGACUCCAGCCUCUCUUCAGUCCAGUCGCUGUGACCGGAGGCUUUUCUUCUGGUUUUGGUCGUAAGGCGGGUUAAAAUUGAACUGUAGCAUUUUACGGAACGGUCUGGAGACAAAAACGCUACCGGAAAUGUAGAGACAGCAGCUCAAACAGCGACUGGAAGCAGCAGAAGAGGAGAAACACAGAAACAUGGAUUCUGCGUUUAGCUCUGACGCUCAGAUGGAAACGUCAGAUGUUCAGGAGAGGCUGCUGGUUAAAGAAGAAGCUAAUGAAGAGCCGAGUCCUGGUGGAGACCAGCAGGACGCAGAGCGUCUUCACGUCAAGGAGGAAGAGGAGGAAAUCUGGAGCAGCCCAGAGGAUGAAGAGCUCAGUGUGAAGGAGGAGUCCGAUCCCACCAGGUUUCCACUGACUGUGGUUCUUAUGAAGAGUGAGGAUGAAGAAGAUAAACCUCUGUUCUCACAGCUUCAUCAGCCAGGAGACGGAGAUCUUCCAACCAGCAGCUCAGCUGGCCAGAUGAAAGCAGAUGAAGAGGACGGUGGAGGAGCAGAGUCCAGCAGGAACCCAGASCUGCACGCUGCUGGAGACACUUCCAGCUCUUCAGAGACGGAGGUCAGUGAUGAUGAAGAGGAGGAUGAUGGUGGUGGUGGUGUGAACCAUCCUGAGUUUCAGCCACACCAACGGUCAGACUCCGGCUCUGAAUCUGAGGACAGUGAGGACGACUGGAAGGAAACUAGAGCUGCAGCCAACAAGUCGCUGAGCUGCUCUGACUGCAGCGAACAGUUGGGUAACAAGCGCUCCCUACAGAGACACAGUUCAGGAAAAAACUGUUUGGCUAAAAACGUCGACUCAGCGAACAUCCAAACUGAUUUAAAAGGUUUUACCUGUGAUGACUGUGGUAAAGGUUUCAACCUAAAAAACUCUUUAAACCGACACCUGAGAAUCCACACAGGAGAGAAACCAUUCAGCUGCGACGUCUGUGGACAAAGAUUUAACCAGAAGUCUCACCUAAAAAUUCACAGGAGAAUCCACACCGGAGAGAAACCGUUCAGUUGCAGUGCGUGUGAACUAAGAUUUAACCAAAAGUCGAGCUUAAAUCUGCACAUGAGGAACCACUCAGAGGAGAAACCGUUUCACUGUGAUGAUUGUGAGCAAAGAUUUAACAAAAAGUCAGAUUUAAACAAACACAAGAGAGUCCACAUGGAAGAAAAACCCUUUUGUUGUGACGUUUGUGGGAAAAGAUUCUGUCGAAAGGCAGAUUUAAACAUGCACACACGAGUUCACACUGGAGACAAACCGUUUGCUUGUGAUGUCUGUGGACAGACGUUUAGCCUUAAGGCUAAUUUAAAGAAGCACAUGAGGAUUCACACAGGAGAUAAACCAUUCGGUUGUCUUUUUUGUGAGCAACGAUUCAACAGAAGGUCACAUUUAAACAUACACAUCAGAAUCCACACUGGAGAAAAGCCAUUUGUUUGUGACGUUUGUGGUCAAAGAUUUAGUGAUAAGUCAGCUGUAAACAAACACAUGAGGAUUCAUACAGGAGACAAACCUUUUGGUUGUGAUGUUUGUGGGAAAGGAUUCAACCAAAAGUCGAGUUUAAACAAGCACAUCCGGAUCCACACUGGGGACAAACCGUUUGGUUGUGAUGUUUGUGGACAAAGUUUUAAUCAAAAGUCAACUUUAAACAUCCACCAGAGGAUCCACACAGGAGACAAACCGUUUGGUUGUCACGUUUGUGGACAAAGAUUUAACCACAAAUCAAAUUUAAACAAACACAAGAGGAUCCACACGGGAGAAAAACCCUACGGCUGUCAUAUCUGUGGGAAAAGAUUUUACCAAAAGCCUCAUUUAAACAGACACAUGAGGGUCCACAUAGGAGAGGAUGUAGUUUAAUUACAUAAGUACAAUUUUUAUUCUAGAGAGGAGUCCACAGGAAAUCUUCCUCUUCCUCUCCUUCCUCUCCUGGAAGCCCGGUGAUACCAUGGGCUUUAGUUGUCUGGGUUUCUGGUCCAGGGUCCCAAACUGGGACGUAAUGUCUUUUGGAUUUGCAGAGUCCUGGAUUGUUGCUGCUGCUUGGUAAUUUAUCUGAUGAUUCAGGUCAACACCCACCUCAGCAGCAGACUUUAGAAAGCCAUUAGAAGCCAGGAAGUCUCCCUAAAACAGCAUUUAUAUCCAAUUGUUUCUAAACGUUUCUGGUCUAAAACACAAGUGAAGUGUUUGGAUAGAACUGUACUGAUCACAAGCAUAAAAACCUUUAUUUUUAAGAAUAAACAAUAAAUCUUCUGCUCUCCUCUGUUUCA
Molecule: messenger RNA, 2407 nt
Organism: Poecilia reticulata (guppy)
Lineage: Eukaryota; Metazoa; Chordata; Actinopteri; Cyprinodontiformes; Poeciliidae
Source: RefSeq, a predicted model, not a curated record